Eurypyga helias (sunbittern) is the source of this 442-nucleotide messenger RNA. RefSeq names its product transcription factor CP2. Gene Ontology annotation, cellular component: nucleus. The annotation marks the transcript as partial. The transcript has 4 exons. Gene Ontology annotation, biological process: positive regulation of transcription by RNA polymerase II. The record is from RefSeq and is a predicted model, not a curated record. Gene Ontology annotation, molecular function: RNA polymerase II cis-regulatory region sequence-specific DNA binding; DNA-binding transcription activator activity, RNA polymerase II-specific. Lineage: Eukaryota; Metazoa; Chordata; Aves; Eurypygiformes; Eurypygidae.
CGAUGUCCUUGCCCUGCCCAUCUUCAAGCAGGAAGAAUCGAGUUUGCCUCCUGAAAAUGAGAACAAAAUCCUGCCUUUCCAGUACGUGCUGUGUGCUGCCACUUCCCCGGCCGUCAAGCUCCACGAUGAAACGCUCACCUAUCUCAACCAAGGGCAAUCCUAUGAGAUCCGGAUGCUGGACAACAGGAAGAUCGGGGAGCUGCCAGAGAUAAAUGGGAAGCUGGUAAAGAGCAUUUUCCGGGUGGUGUUCCAUGACCGGCGGCUGCAGUACACGGAGCACCAGCAGCUGGAGGGCUGGCGGUGGAACAGGCCUGGGGACAGGAUCCUGGACAUAGAUAUCCCCAUGUCCGUGGGCAUCAUCGACCCCAGAGCAAACCCGACCCAGCUCAACACGGUGGAGUUCCUGUGGGAUCCUUCCAAGAGGACCUCGGUGUUUAUCCAG